UGUCCCCCUCCGGCGGUGACCGCGCAGGGCCGGGCUGCGAGGGCGGUUUCAGCCUGGCUGCCACGCGGCCUCCGCCGCCGCCGGGGAGCCCCCGCCUCUCGGGGCGGCAGCGCCGAGGCGAUGGCGGCCGAGAAGCACGGAGCGCGGAGUGAGGCGGCGGUGGAGCACUUCCUGAAGGCCGGGCGCCUGGCGGCCCGGGACGGGGCGGAGAUCCGGUGGUGGCACGCAGCGAACAGCCGGCGCCGGGCCCGGGAGGCCGCCCGCAGUGCAGUUCACAUGGUAGAAGCAGAUGUCCUCCUUCGAGGUGGUGAGGGAGGAGAUGGAGACCCUAUCAUGGCUCAUCCCCCUGAAACAGACAGCGACAUCACGCUGCAGGAGUGGCUGGCUGAGAUGAUCGGCACAGAUAAGGGCAUCAAGCUGGAUUUUAAGAGCCUUGACGCCGUACGGCCCUCCCUGGAGCUGCUCCAGCUUGUGAAGCCGCGUUUGGAGCGACCUGUUUGGCUCAAUGCAGACGUCCUCCCAGGCCCCAAUGGGAACAACGCCGUCAUGGAUGCAAAGGGAUUCCUUGACACCGUCACCUCGUUUUUCCCAGAGGUAACCUUAUCGCUGGGGUGGACGACUGGCUGGCACCCUGAACAGCACAAUGAAGGCUACAGUUGGACAAUGGUGAAAGAAAUGGCUCAGAUAUGCAGUACACUCUCUCAGCCCGUUACAUUCCCUGUACGGGCAGCAUUAGUACGACAGUCAGUGUCUGAGCUGUGCUGGUUGAUAGACCAGUCAGAUCGGUACAGCCUCACCGUUUGGACAGGCAAACAGGAUGUGUAUUCUGUAGAAGAUCUGCUUUUCAUCCGUGAGAACUUUGAUAAAAGUAGGGUUUAUUAUGACAUCUCAGAACCACAAAAUUCUGAAUUUAAAAAAGCUAUAGGAAUAGAAUGUGAAAUAUGAAGCCUACAAGGUUUUUAGUACAAUUGCCUGAACAAGGAUGAUAGCACACCUGGUCGUGUGGUGUCGUUUUUUUGGAUGAUGACCUUUCCACCUUACUACUUUUCAGGAGGAACAGGACUUAGAACCCACGAAAGCUCCCAUUAACCAGAGUUCUGGACGUUGCUUUGAGUCUACAGUACGUACAAUAAGCGUAAUAAGUUAACAGUACAUUUCUAAUUUACUGCCAGCGUGGGCCAAGCCUUGAAUUUUUCUGUGAAUUUGAUAGAACUUACGCAGUAGAUGUCACAAAAGAAAACUGGCAUCCUGUUAUUCCUGUGUAACUACUCAAAAAAACCCUGAAGUUAAGAUGUGAAUACCAUGAUGUUGAAAACAACAUGUACUGAUUUUCUGAGGUUUGCAUUGCUUAAAUGUGCAGUGGAAUCAAACAAAGUGCAUCAAAAGACACAUUUUUUUAUGAACGGUUCUCCCUAUCUUCAUCUUCAGCAUUUAUAUGAAGAGUUACUCAGUUUUGGCCUACUCUGACUGCAAAAAAUCCUAUCUUCAAGUUAGAUCUAAAACUCUUACAUUGUAUGUAUCAGCUGCCUGAUUAGGCCAUUUGAUGAGGUUAUUACAGAUUUGGUCUUGUGUUUCACUUUCCAUUUCCACUGACCCCUAUUUAUUGUAACUGACCGCUUGCUCCAUAAAGCUUUCACGUAUGACUUAUGUUGUGCUAUUUGGAGAUGGAAUAAUUUGAUGGCAGCAGCUGGUGCAUGUUAUCUUUUUCCUGUCAGCCGUGAUUAUGUACCAGUAAGGUACGAGAGCCUUCCGAGUCCCCUCACGAAGAAUCAGGUGUACAUAAACGUCCGCCUCUGCGAUCCACCUUUGGGAAGUUCUGUUGCUACUGAAGAAGGUGGGGACAGUGAAUUACACAGAAGGUCUUUGUGCCUCAUUGAAUAAUUUGUGACAAUCUAGCCCUGUCCUUCCUUUUCUUACAGCAAAAUUUUAGAAAUAACAGUGUUGUGGAAUUCAAAACUCCUGAGCUGUUUUUUUUUUUAUUAUUACUUUUUUGGUUGGUUGGUUUUCAUUUUGGUGUUUUUGGGUUUUUUUUUUGGAAGUUUUUAGGGGCAAGAUACUGGAGUAUUAUGAAAUGCAUCCUACACUACAUUCAAAUUCAGGGGAAAUUCAAAUGUUCUAAGAUUUUUUCAAUUUAUUUGCAAUUUAUUUUGAUUUUCAGUGAAUAUUUGCUUUAAAAGGGGUAAAACUACUAAUGAAAAGAUAUGAGCAAGUGCUGGGGCACAUUUUUAAAGAAAUAUUCUUUUUCAUAAACUUCCUGUUUAUUCAAAGAUCUUUUUUUUUCUAACAUAAUACAUUCUUGCAGUUCUUGAAAUUUUAAUUGAAGAGUAGUAUUGAUAGCUAUUGUGUUCCAGUGUUUGUAGACUUAUUCUUUAGUUUCUCUCUCAUUGCUGUAAUGUCUGAUGGUUCAUGCAAUGUGUCUCCAUGAUGCCUAGGUUUAUAUCUGUGUAUUAGCUUGCUCUAUUCACUGACGGUUUUACCAAGAGUUUUACAUACAAAUCUUGUAUGGACCAAUGUGCAAAUGUAAGGUCUCCUAAAUAAAAUCCACGCUUGGGUGUUGUGUCA
Numida meleagris (helmeted guineafowl) is the source of this 2562-nucleotide messenger RNA. It is a transcript of the gene FAM151B, whose product is annotated as family with sequence similarity 151 member B. The coding region runs from base 121 to 945 and encodes 274 amino acids. Lineage: Eukaryota; Metazoa; Chordata; Aves; Galliformes; Numididae. The transcript has 7 exons. The record is from RefSeq and is a predicted model, not a curated record.